UUGGUGGAUUUCUCCCCCGUCUACCGCUGCUUCCACAUCUACUCCGUGUUGGGAGCCCGCGAUACCUUUGAGAGCUACUACCGGAAGCAGAGAAGAAAGCAGGCCCGGCUGGUUCUGCAGCCCCCCUCUAACAUGCACGAAACCCUCUCCGGCUACCGGAAGUAUUUUAAUCAGAUUGUAGGGUUUUUCGUCAUCGAGGAUCACAUUCUGCACACAAGCCAGGGUUUGGUGGACAGAGCCUACAUCGAUGAGCUCUGGGAUAUGGCCCUGUCCAAGACCAUCGCGGCCCUCCGGACACAUUCGUCCUAUUGUUCAGACCCAGACCUGGUGUUGGAUCUGAAAAAUCUCAUUGUGCUUUUUGCUGACACUCUCCAGGCCUAUGGCUUCCCUGUCACCCAGCUCUUUGACCUGCUUCUGGAGAUCCAGGACCAGUACAGGGAGACGCUGCUGAAGAAAUGGGCUGGAGCCUUCAGAAACAUCCUGGACUUGGAUAACUACAGCCCCAUCUCAGUAGCAGAUGAAGAGCAGUACGAGAAACUGGUGGGGCAGUUUCCAUUCCACGAUGCGGAGCUGGAGAAGCAGCCGUUCCCUAGGAAGUUCCCCUUUUCCGAACUGGUGCCUCGAGUCUACAACCAGAUCAAGGAAUUUAUCUACGCCUGCCUGAAGUUCUCUGAAGACCUUCACCUGAGCUCCACGGAAGUAGAUGACAUGAUUCGGAAAUCGACCAAUUUGUUGUUGACUCGGACCCUGAGCAGCUGCUUCCAGAACGCCAUUCGGAAGAAGAACAUCGGCCUGACCGAGCUGGUCCAGAUAAUUAUCAACACUACACAUUUGGAAAGAUCCUGUCGAUUCCUAGAAGAAUUCAUAACCAACAUCACCAACGUUCUCCCAGAAACCGUCCACACGACGAAGCUUUACGGAACGGCCACUUUCAAGGACGGCCGCCACGCUGCAGAGGAGGAGAUCUACACUAACUUGAACCAAAAGAUUGACCAGUUCUUGCAACUUGCAGAUUAUGACUGGAUGGCCGCGGAAGCCCCUCCCAAGGCCAGUGACUACCUGGUGGACCUCAUUGCUUUCUUACGCAGCACCUUUGCUGUCUUCACACACCUGCCUGGCAAGGUGGCUCAGACCGCCUGCAUGUCUGCCUGCAAACACCUGUCCACCUCGCUGAUGCAGCAGCUCCUGGAAGCGGAAGUCCGACAGCUCUCCCUGGGCGCCCUGCAGCAAUUCAGCCUGGACGUGGCAGAGUGCGAACAGUUUGCCAGAUCCGGGCCGGUGCCUGGGUUCCAAGGGGACACGCUGCUUCUGGCCUUCAUCGACUUGAGACAACUGCUGGAUCUCUUCCUCCAGUGGGACUGGUCGACGUAUCUGGCUGACUACGGGCAGCCCACCUGCAAGUACCUUCGGGUGAAUCCGACGACCGCGCUGGCUUUACUGGAAAAGAUGAAGGACACCAGCCGGAAGAACAACGUCUUCGCCCAGUUCCGGAAGAACGAGAGGGACAAGCAGAAGUUGAUCGAGGCCGUGGCCAAGCAGCUCCGCAGCCUCAUCAGCACCAGCCACCACUCCUGAGGGGCCACGGGACGCGUGGCGGCCCUGGGUGGGUGGAGAGGGGGGGAAUGGCAGGGCGCGGGGCCUGUGCCCGGAGACCGUGAGGAGGGGACGGAGCGGCUUCGGGCAACCAACAUGGCUGCUGAAGGAUCACUACGGUGCAGCUUGCGGGACUGCUGCGUGGUACCUCCUCCCCUCUGGAGGAGCCUGGCUGGCUUGGGAAAGACUGCUCCUGGAGCUGGAAGCUCAGAGCCCCAGAGAGCCUUCCAGGAAGGCCAAGGCCAGGGAUCUGUCAGCACUUCCAGGUUCCUCGACACACCUUGGCAAUGAAGCACUAAUGCAGGGGGAAGUCCAACCUUGGCCAGCCUUUGAAGACUUCCGGACUUCAACAUGGCUGACUGGAGAAUUC
Pseudonaja textilis is the source of this 1963-nucleotide messenger RNA. NCBI's taxonomy places the organism in Eukaryota, Metazoa, Chordata, Lepidosauria, Squamata, Elapidae. The record is from RefSeq and is a predicted model, not a curated record.